Messenger RNA from Spathaspora passalidarum NRRL Y-27907, 899 nucleotides. Its product is annotated as carboxymethylenebutenolidase. Lineage: Eukaryota; Fungi; Ascomycota; Pichiomycetes; Serinales; Debaryomycetaceae. Bases 25 to 834 code for a protein of 269 amino acids. The record is from RefSeq and is a predicted model, not a curated record. The transcript has a single exon. Gene Ontology annotation, molecular function: hydrolase activity.
AUACACCAAUUGCUUUACUACAAGAUGUUGAUUGAGGAAUCCUACCACGAUGUCAAGACAUCGUAUGGUACUACCAUGCGUAUCUUCACCUAUAGCCCAGUUAUUCCCAACUAUCCCGAGGUCAAAUUCCCAGGGGUGAUUGUCUAUAGUGAAAUCUACCAAGUCACUGGUCCAGUGCAAAGAUUUGCCAAAGAUAUCGCCGGUCAAGGUUUUAUUGUUGCUUGUCCAUCGAUCUAUCACAACUUUGAAGGGCCAGAGGCUUUGGCUUAUGAUGUCGAAGGUACUGACAAGGGUAACAAGUACAAGAUUGAAAAGGAAUUGGAAUCUUAUGAUGAAGACAACAAAUUGACCAUUGAGUACUUAACUUCAUUGCCUAACUGUAAUGGUAAGAUUGGUGCUACUGGUAUGUGCCUUGGUGGCCACUUGGCUUUCCGUGCUGCUUUAGAUCCAAGAAUCAAAGCUGCUGUUUGUUUCUUUGCUACUGAUAUCCAUAACCAUGCUCUUGGUAAAGGUCAAAAUGACGAUUCUUUAAAGAGGUGUGGUGAAAUUCAAGGUGAGAUUGUGAUGAUCUUUGGUUGCAAGGAUAACCAUGUUCCUUUACCAGGUAGAGACUUGAUUAGAAGUGAAUUGAGAUCUAAAGAUGUCGAAAUGACCUUUAUUGAAAUUAAUGAUGCUCAACAUGCUUUUGUUAGAGAUGAAAGCAGUAAAGGAAGAUAUGAUCCUGCCAUCACCAAGAACUGUUUCGAAUGGCUUUUCGAGCUAUUCAACCGUAAGUUGAAGUUGGAAUACGGUGACCACGACGGUAAGAAUGUCUUUAUCCAAGAUAUCUGUUAAGUAUGUGUAGACUUUGUGUUGUUUAUAUGCAGGCAAAUAUUCCAAAUCGAAAAAAUAAAAAAUUG